Messenger RNA from Arabis nemorensis, 486 nucleotides. The record is from the annotation of a GenBank genome assembly. NCBI's taxonomy places the organism in Eukaryota, Viridiplantae, Streptophyta, Magnoliopsida, Brassicales, Brassicaceae.
AUGCUCUCGGGCACGAGGCCCGAGACCGCCGUUGAGGCUCUGCGUCUUCAGCAAAUGGAUCUCCACCGCCGCCUCUCGAUCUCCGCUGCCGCCGUCUCCCCCCUGAGCAAACCCUCUUUCACGAAACCCACCGGUGUGCCGCAUCAUCGCCGUCUCUCCGGCGAGAUCCGAAAGCAACGUGAAGAUUCGGAUUGGAUCUCAACCCCUCUCUUUGUAAACUGUUGCGACACAACUCCGGGGGUGCAGAAGAUUCUCGUGAAUGGUGGCUCUGUUCCGGCGAGAAGUUUUCCCACAGUCGCGACCUCUCCUCCUCAAAGAAGAUCUUUCGGCGAGCUCUUGUCGCCGUUGAACCACGCCCCUCUCUCGUUGGCCCCUGCGAUGUCGGAACCACCAGAUCUGCUCCCUUGGCCAGACCCGUUGCUGGUGGUGUUUUCGCUGUCAUCACCGCUGGCUCCUCCGGACUGUUCUGUCAAUCUUCGGCUUUGA